CACAGCCACGAGCGUCUUGGUGUCUAAAUUGCAUGUUGUGCUCGCCCUACGUCGCGACAUGUCCGAAGAGGAGGAAAAUCUCAGUGCUGUGUUUGUCACGUUCAUGCAGAAGAAAGGUUGCGAGGGUAAUGUGAGUAUUUAAGAGGUUUUACAUAUGACUCACCACGACGUACUCCUCCGUCGAGAAAGCGCGCCCUAAAUCCUCGUUCUCUCCAAAUUCGGAAACUUUCGACAUGAUGCAAGACGACACCACAGGGCGUGCAUACAAGCAGAGCAAGUCCACGCAGCAAAAGCAAUACAGAGAUAGGGAGGUCGAUAGCUUUGCCGACCUUCGCGAAGCCAUUCGCGAAAUGACAGACAAUCAGGAAACCCCCAAGACCAAAUAUGAUACACUAUCGAAAGCUGCACAAUAUAUCAGGCAGCUUAGCCUGAUGAAUCAAAAGCUGCAACGGCAACUUCACACGCUGAGAUCAUCACGAAUGAACGAGGAGGGCAGUAUGAUGACACAAAACCCUACAGCGCAGGCACCUGCCACGUCUUUGGGCUGGAACGCUGAUAUCAAGUCGGUUGGCACACACCGGACGACACAAAUCGUAUCGCAAAGCACACUGCACGAUUUUUACAUCGGCAUGAGCUCGGGGGUGUACGAUGCUGCGAUGCUGGAGGGUGCGCAGGACCAGACGAGCAUAGUCCCACGAUUCAGUAACAACAUGAGUCAGAUCGACCAGUAUACGUCCUUUGGACACCCCUUGAACCAGUCUCGCAUCCCCUAUGAUAGAUAUUCAUACUAGAGACAAAAGUAUGUGUACAGAACUUACCGAGUUUCCUAUAAUGACGGCACGGUUGUACCAGUAAUGGAUGGGUGGUUAUAACUGAUGUACUUAAUAUUUACAUGACACACUAAAUGUUCGGCUCGGAAAAUACACCUGUACCGGUACCCGGUAUCGGUAGUACUGAAGACCGAGCUUUUGUAUAAGGUAAAUAAACUUGGUGAAGGCAGCUCGG
This is a messenger RNA of Suillus subalutaceus, 1005 nucleotides long. RefSeq lists its product as uncharacterized. The record is from RefSeq and is a predicted model, not a curated record. Lineage: Eukaryota; Fungi; Basidiomycota; Agaricomycetes; Boletales; Suillaceae. Gene Ontology annotation, molecular function: protein dimerization activity. The transcript is spliced from 4 exons. The coding region runs from base 234 to 791 and encodes 185 amino acids.